Molecule: messenger RNA, 2002 nt
Organism: Suncus etruscus (white-toothed pygmy shrew)
Lineage: Eukaryota; Metazoa; Chordata; Mammalia; Eulipotyphla; Soricidae
Gene: HARS2
Product: histidyl-tRNA synthetase 2, mitochondrial
Exons: 13
Coding region: 161-1672 (503 amino acids)
Biological process (GO): histidyl-tRNA aminoacylation
Cellular component (GO): mitochondrion; cytoplasm
Molecular function (GO): identical protein binding; histidine-tRNA ligase activity; ATP binding
Source: RefSeq, a predicted model, not a curated record
GAACCUGAGCUGGCUGGCCUACCGAGUUCUAGAGGUGCAGAGCGCCUCCCUGGCCCUUGGUCUUGGCCUUCAGUUGCCUGCACCCUCUUUGGGGUCCGAUCGGCCUCAGUUCCCCAGAUUCUUGGCUUCCUAUUCCGGGAAGCCGGCGCCUCGCAGCCCGAUGCCCCAGCUCGGAAUCCUGCGUGGGAGGGCCGGGGCGGUGCUGCUCCGCCAGCUCCUGCGGCUCCCGCGCGCCGUGUGCAUCCAGGCUGCCCGGUCCCGGAGCCAGGUUGCAGAGGCCUGGAUAACAUCCCAGCUGAAACCACAACAGGGAAAAGGCAAUUUUACUCUCAAGACCCCAAAGGGUACCAGAGAUCUUAGUCCCCAGCAGAUGGUUGUGAGGGAGAAAAUUCUUGAUUUGGUUGUCAGCUGCUUUAAACGUCACGGAGCAAAGGCAUUAGACACCCCAGCAUUAGAGCUAAAAGAAAUACUCACAGAGAAGUAUGGAGAGGAUUCGCAGCUUAUGUAUGAUCUGAAGGAUCAUGGUGGGGAGCUCUUGUCUUUGCGCUAUGACCUUACUGUCCCUUUUGCUCGUUAUCUGGCCAUGAAUAAAGUGAAGAACAUGAAACGCUACCAAGUUGGAAAAGUGUGGCGGCGAGAGAGCCCAAGCAUGGUCCAAGGCCGCUACAGGGAGUUCUGCCAAUGUGAUUUUGACAUUGCUGGUCAUUAUGACUCCAUGAUCCCUGAUGCUGAGUGUUUGAAGAUCAUCUGUGAAAUCCUAAGUGGGUUACAACUCGGAGACUUUCUCAUUAAGGUCAAUGAUCGGCAGGUUUUGGAUGGGAUACUUUCCAUCUGUGGUGUUCCUGAAAGCAAGUUCUAUGCCACCUGCUCCUCCAUAGACAAGCUCAACAAGAUGUCUUGGGAAGAUGUGAGACAUGAAAUGGUGGCAAAUAGAGGCCUGGCUCCUGAAGUGGCUGAUAGAAUCGGGGACUAUGUCCAGUGUCAUGGUGGUGUGUCCCUGGUAGAACAAAUGUUCCAGGAUCCUAAAUUAUCUCAGAAUAAGCAGGCCCUAAAAGGCCUAGAGGAUCUAAAGUUGCUAUUUGAAUAUGUGACUUCAUUUGGAAUUGCUGAGAAGAUCUCCUUUGACCUGAGCCUGGCACGGGGCCUGGACUACUAUACCGGAGUGAUCUAUGAAGCAGUACUGCUACAUCCUCCAGCUCAGGCCGAGGGCAGGGCCCUGAGUGUGGGCAGCGUGGCUGCUGGUGGGCGCUACGAUGGGCUGGUGGGCAGUUUUGGCUACCAGGUACCCUGUGUGGGACUAAGCAUUGGAGUAGAGCGAAUCUUCUCCAUAAUGGAGCAGAGGAUGAAGACUUUCGGUGAGAAGAUAAGGACCACAGAGACCCAAGUAUUUGUAGCCACACCACAGAAGAAUUUUCUCCAAGAACGGUUGAAGCUAAUUACAGAGCUUUGGGAUGCUGGGAUCAAGGCAGAGUUGUUGUAUAAGAACAACCCUAAACUACUAACUCAGCUGUACUACUGUGAGAAUACGGGGAUUCCGCUGGUGGCCAUUAUCGGUGAGCAGGAGCUGAAGGAAGGAGUCAUCAAGCUUCGUUCUGUGGCCAGCAGGGAAGAGGUGGCUGUUAAAAGGGAAAACCUUGUGGCUGAAAUUCAGAAGCGACUAUCUGAAUCUUGAUUCUCCCCUGAGGAUCAUUUGCUGCUCUUUGUUAACAAAAAUGAAAACUUCAUCGAGGGCCAAAUUCCUGACUCUCGAACUGCUGGCCAGGGAGGUGACAAGUGCCUUCUGCCUUCUCCAUCCUUCCUGGGUACAAAACUGUAGAUAGCCCUGAUGACUCUUGGAUUUGUGUGAGCAAUUGUCUUGUGGAUACAUAGAUAGCUGGAAAGUAAAAUAGACAAACUCUCACUGCAGAGGCAGAUUUGAAGUUCUACUGAAUGCGACUAACUGGUGCUAAGAUGGUAGCUCUGAGCAAGGGCCCUCAGGUAAAGAAAAUUAUAAUGUGGGGCC